GCGCUCCGUCAACGCGGUUGCUUACCUCGCUUCUCGCCGGCUUCUAUUUCCUUCUUCCCAAAGCCUUCUAUUUCCUUGCCAAGACAAGAGAAAUUCAUUUAUGCUCCAGUAGAUUAUUGCUCCAAAUUCCGAUCCAUCUGUGAAAAUCUGAAAUGUCGGUAAGAACUGUUAAAGUUAGUAAUAUCUCGCUUCGGGCAUGUGAGCGAGACAUCAAGGAGUUCUUUUCUUUCUCUGGUGAUAUUGAAUAUGUUGAAAUGCGGAGUGAUACUGAACAAUCUCAAGUUGCAUAUGUUACCUUUAAGGAUUCACAGGGAGCAGAAACAGCUGUUCUUCUUUCAGGGGCAACAAUUGUAGAUAUGUCAGUCACUGUGACGUAUGACCCAGAUUACCAACUUCCUCCUUCUGCCUUCACGACACCUGAGUCAGCUGGAAAGACAACUGCACCAGAAUCUGCUCUCCGGAAAGCUGAGGAUGUGGUUACCAGCAUGCUUGCAAAGGGCUUUGUCCUAGGUAAAGAUGCUGUAGGCAAAGCCAAGUCUUUUGAUGAGAAGCACCAGCUGACAUCCACAGCGAGUGCUAAAGUUGCCUCUUUUGACAAAAAAAUUGGGCUAAGCGAGAAGUUUAGUGCUGGUACUUCGAUUGUGAACAACAAAGUCAAGGAAGUGGAUCAGAAACUCCAUGUUUCUGACAAAGCAAAAUCAGCAUUUGGAGUUGCUGAGCAAACAGUGAGUAAUGCUGGAUCAGCCAUUAUGAAGAACCGGUAUGUGCUCACAGGCACAACAUGGGUGACAGGUGCUUUUAGUAAGGUAGCUAAAGCUGCUGGUGAGGUUGGGCAGAAGACAAAAGAGAAAGUGGGAAAAGCAGAGGAUGAGAACCGUCAAAAGAUAGUGAGUGAUUUCGCGCAAGUUCACUUAUCCGAAUCUCCUACUAAAGCAUCUGAGUUAAGUGACCAUCAACCCUCCAAACCUUCAGCAUCACCACAGGGUUUGAUCCUUUGACUCUAUUUCUCUGCUGCUGUCUGUUAUAGUUUGUUGUUGUUGUUCAGAGUGCAAAUUCACUAUAUUGAAAUGAGUUGGUACAUUAAAGAAGUAUUUGUUUUCUGAAGAUGGUUGUGUUUACAGGAUUGUAUUCAUCUCAGUAUGAAACUAGCAAUCAACUCUUUUUAUUUUUUCUUGUCAUGGUUGCUCAAAUUUUGACUUCAUUUAAAAAGUGUUGAAAUGUGUAAA
Molecule: messenger RNA, 1226 nt
Organism: Ipomoea nil (Japanese morning glory)
Lineage: Eukaryota; Viridiplantae; Streptophyta; Magnoliopsida; Solanales; Convolvulaceae
Product: binding partner of ACD11 1-like
Exons: 5
Coding region: 153-998 (281 amino acids)
Molecular function (GO): RNA binding
Source: RefSeq, a predicted model, not a curated record